Molecule: messenger RNA, 603 nt
Organism: Dictyostelium purpureum
Lineage: Eukaryota; Evosea; Eumycetozoa; Dictyosteliales; Dictyosteliaceae
Exons: 3
Coding region: 1-603 (200 amino acids)
Biological process (GO): phosphatidylcholine biosynthetic process
Molecular function (GO): S-adenosylmethionine-dependent methyltransferase activity
Source: RefSeq, a predicted model, not a curated record
AUGGAAAAACUUUUCACCACCGAUUUAAUUAUUGCAUUUAUUGCAAUUGUUUUACAUGUUGUAAACUAUAAUGCAACUGCUCAAUUCGAAUAUAAAACUAGAACAUUUACAAAAAUUAUUGGUAAACAAACAAUUUAUUAUUAUGCAGUUUAUUUAGUUAUUUCAGCUCUUAUUCGUGACCAUUUUAUUAAUGCAGCAAUCGAUAAAGACCAAAACUCAUUAGUUCUUUUCCCACAAGAAGUUGCUAAAUUUUUUGGUAACUCUUGCUUCAUCUUUGGUAUUUUAUUAAAUAUUUGGACUCUUAAAGCAUUAGGUAUUAAAGGUAUGUAUAAUGGUGAUAGUUUUGGUCAUCUCAUGGAUGCCCCAGUUACCACUGGUCCAUACGUUUAUUUCAGUGAUCCACAAUAUGUUGGUACCACUAUUGCCGCCAUCGGUGCCGCUAUUAGAUACCAAAGUAUGACAGGUUAUUUAUGUUCAAUUUUAGUUGGUAUUGUUUUCUAUAUCUCUGCCACUUUUGUUGAAACUCCACAUUUAAAUAAGAUUUAUUCAAACAGAUCAUAUUCAAAGAUUAAUUUCAAAAAUUUCAAUAAAAAAAACCUUUAA